AUGGUUGCAAACAGCGCUCUCUACGACACGCUUCUUACCCAGCUCUCGCAGCUCAGUCCUCUGCGGGCCUUCGAGGCCGACGCCAAAGUUCCGGCUGGUGCGCGCUAUCCGCCUCAGCACUGCGAUUUCAAGAUGCCUCCUGUUGACGCUGCUGCCACCCUUCCGCCUGAGGAGCGCGAGGACUACUUCUCGCUCACGUUCAAGACACUCAAGGCUCCGGUGCGCAAAUUCACCCUGCACACGUCAUCGAUUCGUACGGUUGCACAGGUGAAGCGCCACCUCUCGCGGGUGUCAAACAUCCCUGUCUCGACGAUGCGCCUGGUCCUGGGUGGCAAGGGCCUGGUGGACUCGAAGCUCAUCGGCGACUAUCCGAUUCAGAGCGACUCGGUGAUCCAGAUUAUUUCGCGGCCAGCGGGCAGCGCCGAUCCAGAUGCAGACAAGGCCACUGAGGUGGUAGCAGCCGACGAAGCGAACCCUCUGUCGAGUGUGCUGGAGAAGGAGGACGAUGGCUCCCGCUCCCGCCCGACCAGCAUCGUUGCCAGCGCCGUUAGCAAUAAGCAGACGGUGGAGGCUCAGAGCACCGUCGAUGGACACGAAAGCGACGAUGAGAGUGACGAUGAAGCCGAGGUUAUGACAGAGCUGACCAAGGACCGGCUGAAGCAGGACAAUGGUGCUUUCAGGAACGAGCUGCGCCAGCUUGUUAGCCGCCAGUUUGGUGCCAGCCAGGCGACAUCAGUCAACAGGUUGCUUGACUCGUACUUUGCAUCUCUCUAA
Molecule: messenger RNA, 774 nt
Organism: Linderina pennispora
Lineage: Eukaryota; Fungi; Kickxellomycota; Kickxellomycetes; Kickxellales; Kickxellaceae
Exons: 2
Coding region: 1-774 (257 amino acids)
Molecular function (GO): protein binding
Source: RefSeq, a predicted model, not a curated record